UUAAUAGCAUAGAAGGUUAUUUCAUUGGCGGAAGUCGCACCAGUCAUUCGAAUAAAUCUAGAAAUCAAAAUAGAAGACAGAGAAGAGAGAGCUGAGAGAGAUCGGAUCAAAGAUGUCAUCACACAAUAACAAUUCAACUUCGGCCAACGAUCCCAGACAACCGUCGGCGGCAAAGCCAUACGUGGCGCAGCCUGUUUCGCCGCAAGAUCUCCCUGUCGAUUAUUCCGGUUUUAUCGCCGUGAUUUUCGGGAUUGCAGGCGUCAUGUUCAGGUACAAGCUGAGCUCGUGGCUAGCGAUCAUAUUCUGCGCCCAAUCACUUGCGAACAUGAAGAACGUUGAGAACGAUCUCAAGCAGAUCUCUAUGGCUAUGAUGUUUGCUAUCAUGGGAUUAGUUACAAACUAUUUCGGACCAGCUCGACCAGGAAAACAGAGUUAAAGAUAACUCCAAUGAUGCGGUUAAGUUUCUAAUUUCAUUUUGCACGAUGAUAUCAGAUCAUGAAGUUUAGAUAAAUUGUGACCUUAUUCAAGAACAAUUUUGUCGGAUGAUUAUAUUCUAUAUGACUAAUUGGUUUAUAUUUAUAAAAAUGAAAAUCCCUACUUUUAGAGCCGCUCACAA
This is a messenger RNA of Gossypium raimondii (Peruvian cotton), 616 nucleotides long. Its product is annotated as protein Asterix. Gene Ontology annotation, molecular function: protein folding chaperone. NCBI's taxonomy places the organism in Eukaryota, Viridiplantae, Streptophyta, Magnoliopsida, Malvales, Malvaceae. The transcript is spliced from 3 exons. Gene Ontology annotation, cellular component: endoplasmic reticulum membrane. Gene Ontology annotation, biological process: protein insertion into ER membrane. The record is from RefSeq and is a predicted model, not a curated record. Bases 113 to 436 code for a protein of 107 amino acids.